This is a messenger RNA of Neopelma chrysocephalum (saffron-crested tyrant-manakin), 1209 nucleotides long. RefSeq names its product aldo-keto reductase family 1 member B10-like. The coding region runs from base 85 to 1035 and encodes 316 amino acids. The record is from RefSeq and is a predicted model, not a curated record. Gene Ontology annotation, molecular function: aldose reductase (NADPH) activity. NCBI's taxonomy places the organism in Eukaryota, Metazoa, Chordata, Aves, Passeriformes, Pipridae. Gene Ontology annotation, cellular component: cytosol. The transcript has 10 exons.
GUCCCGGGACGGGGCGGGCACGGCCCGGCCGUCAUUAAAGGGCUCGGCGGGCGAUACUACUGAGCAGCAUUCCCGGCUGGAGCUAUGGCGACCUGCGUGCAGCUCAACACCGGGGCCAAGAUGCCCCUCAUGGGGCUGGGCACAUGGAAGUCUGCAGCUGGGCAAGUAAAAGCUGCAGUGAUGGCUGCCAUCGAUGCCGGGUACCGCCACUUCGACUGUGCCUAUGUGUACCAAAAUGAGAGUGAAAUUGGGGAAGGGAUCCAGCAGAAAAUCAAAGAAGGUGUUGUGAAACGAGAAGACCUCUUCAUCGUCAGUAAGCUGUGGUCCACAUUUCACGAGAAGCCUCUGGUGAAGGGAGCCUGCCAGAAGACUCUUGCUGACCUGAAACUGGAUUACCUGGAUCUCUACCUCAUGCACUGGCCUACUGGGUUGAAGGCAGGAGAGGAGCUGUUCCCCAAAGAUGACAAAGGCAUGUCUAUACCCAGCAACGCAGAUUUUCUAGAUACAUGGGAGGCCAUGGAAGAGCUGGUGGACUGUGGUCUGGUAAAAGCCAUUGGAGUCUCCAACUUUAACCACGAGCAGAUUGAAAGAAUCCUGAACAAGCCAGGACUGAAGCACAAGCCUGCAAAUGUCCAGAUCGAAUGUAAUCCAUACCUUACCCAGGAGAAGCUAGUAAACUACUGUCAAUCCAAAGGGAUUGCUGUGACAGCGUACAGUCCCCUUGGCUCUCCUGACAGACCAUGGGCUAAGCCAGAGGAUCCUUCCCUUCUGGAUGACCCCAAGAUCAAAGAAAUUGCAGCCAAGCACAAGAAAUCCACAGCACAGGUUCUCCUUCGUUUCCAGAUCCAGAGAAAUGUGACUGUGAUUCCCAAGUCUGUCACACCACAGCGCAUUGUGGAGAACUUCAAGGUAUUUGACUUCAAAUUGACUAAAGAGGAGAUGGCAACUAUUUUCAGCUUUAACAGAAACUGGAGAGUCUAUACCAUGAGCACGGCCAAAACUCACAAGGACUACCCAUUCAAUGCAGAAUACUGAAGAUGGUUAUAUUGUGUCCUCCUUCAGAGCUUGGUUUGAUAUUCUUCCUAUCAGUUUAUCUACCUUUUUUAUUGCAUCUCUCCUCCUGCAGCAAUGAAGUCACAGCAUAUGUAUUUAGUGAUUAUAUUUUGGUUGUUCUCUUUGAAAAAAAGAUACAGUAAAAUUGUUCUAAAA